CCUAGCAAACCCAGAAUGGCUAAUGACAAUAUUGGCAUGGAGGCUGAACUGCCGGCGGAACCGCCGGAGAUCAGAAAUAAGGAAGUGGUGGAAGAGCUUUACGGGGCCUUGAAACGCGGAGACCCAACAACUGUGGGUAGGCUUGUGGCAAGUGAUCUGGAAUGGUGGUUCCAUGGACCUCCACGCUGCCAACAUAUGAUGAGGGUUCUCACGGGGAAGUGUAUCUCAACAGAAUUCAGUUUCCAACCUCGAAGUGUAACAGACAUUGACGAAAACAGAGUUAUAGUGGAAGGUUGGGAAGGAGUUCAGGUGUACUGGGUUCACGUGUGGACACUACAAGAUGGGGUAAUUACUCAGUUCAGGGAGUACUUCAACACAUGGCUCACUGUGAAGGACCUGAGGAGGCCUUCUCCUUCUUCAAGUGGUCCGAGGUGCGAGGCUGAGGUGGUCAAGCACGAUAGCUCAACGACGCUUUGGCAGAGUCAGCUUGGGGACCAGCAGAACCGCUCUUUGCCUGGUCUCGUACUAGCUAUUUGAGUCUUCUUAGCUGGAGCCAUCGCAGC
Molecule: messenger RNA, 563 nt
Organism: Telopea speciosissima
Lineage: Eukaryota; Viridiplantae; Streptophyta; Magnoliopsida; Proteales; Proteaceae
Product: senescence associated gene 20
Exons: 1
Coding region: 16-537 (173 amino acids)
Source: RefSeq, a predicted model, not a curated record